AUGGACCAGAACGCUGCCCUUCCUCGUUCCGACGCCCCUCCCUCCGGGCCAAAUCUCCCCAAUGAGCUAUUGACCCGCAUCAUCGACUUCAGCGAGCCUGCCGCCGCUCAUCCUUUGUCCUUAUCAAGCAAAUCUCUCAGCUCGUAUGCCACAGACCAACUAUGGCGAAACAUCGACAUCACGUCGGAAGGAUUUGAUCCGAGCAAGAUGGACCUGCGGAUGGAGGACGCGCCGGCCGACGUCAAUCCGUUGAUGUGGGUUAUCACGCGCGAGACGGAUAGGCGGCGGAAGGAGGCGCUGGAGAGGGUGGAAGAGGUCCUGAAGCGUGGAGAGGGCAAUUGGCAGAAAGUAGAGACGUUCAAGGCGGCUAUCAGGAAGGGGACGACCGAGAAGAUUGCCGAGAUUCUGGAGAGGAUCUCGUUGACUGUGCGCGAAGUGGAGGUGAAGCAGGGCGGUCUCGAGGAGCUCGGGCAGCAGCAGGGGAUGGCGACCAUCGAUAUCCCCCUCAUGGUCCGUCGGAACACCUUGGUGCAAGAUGGGUCGGCCCUCUCUUUCCCCCUCCUCACCCACGCGACGUUCCGUCACGAUACCAUCAAAGUCCCCGAAUUCGUACCCCUCCUCCUGCGACUCGCACCCAACCUCACGUUUUUGAGCGCCACCAUCGACAAUUUGAACACUACGGAACGCUUGCGGAACCUUCGCUCGGUCAAGGAGGACACGAAACUCACUCACCUCGAGAUCGAGUACACCCAUGCCGGUAAAUGGUUCAAAACGGGCACGACUCCUCCUGUCGAGUACCCAUACCUCAAUCUCGUCCUCAGCCUGCUUGAGCGCUCGCCGGCGCUCGGGAAGCUAGCGGUCAGCUAUGAGACCGAUAUCCACCGCGCCGAUGGCCCGGUAGAUGAUACGCUGGCAAAGGCGGUCAGUAAGCUCAAGAUCUCGGACCUGUCCUGGACGACUGGGUCUAUCGACUGCAUCGCGGUCCAGGCGGCUUGGAUAGGGAUGGGAGAGGCGGAGAUGAAGUCGGUGAAGCGGAUGGUAGUCAAGCACAAGCACUGGGCUAUGCCCAUGGCUGAUCCCGGCCAUAACCCCUCUUUCCCCGCUCUGGAGUCGGUCCUGCUUCGUAACGAAACCGGAUGGGGUCGGAACACUACCAACUACCUCAAUUUCCCGGUUCACUGCCCCUCGCACCCGAGCGUGGAUGUCUUUGCCGCGUUCGACAAGGCGGAAAAGCGGGGUCCGAACGGCACCGUAUCUUCCCUCCGGCAUGACGACGCCGAGCUGCUCGUUCUCAAGCUCCAGCUGCAAGACGUCGAGGUGCUAAAGGAGAAUUAUAGGACUGGGAGGUACAGGGAGGAUCGGCGCGUACUGUUCAACCCGGACAAGCCGUACCCCGUCGUCUGGUCGGACCCGGUCUGGCAGGCCUUCGCGUCCUUCGAGGGGGUCGCGGUACCGGCGGAUAUUAUGGCCAAGGUCAAGGCGGUGGAUCCGGCUUUGGACUAUGAGAAGCGCGGGGUGGAAGUCAGCAAGGAGGCGUGGCAGAUUUUGGUGGAUUGGCGAGCGGCGCAGCCGGAGCCUGAAGUGGUAGCAGCGGGCAAGAAGAAGCAGAAGGGGAAGGGCAACUCUGGCGGUAGCUCCGGCAACAUCUAUGGCCAAAUCGAGGACGAGAACUCAGACGAAGAGGUCGAAGAGGAGCAGAACGAUGUGGCCGAAGAUGAGGAGAUGGGAUCCGAAGUGUAUGAUGAGGAAGACGAAGGCUCAGAGGACGUGGGAAACGGACGAGGAGGGAUCUGGUGA
This is a messenger RNA of Dioszegia hungarica, 1797 nucleotides long. RefSeq lists its product as uncharacterized. The coding region runs from base 1 to 1797 and encodes 598 amino acids. Lineage: Eukaryota; Fungi; Basidiomycota; Tremellomycetes; Tremellales; Bulleribasidiaceae. The transcript is spliced from 5 exons. The record is from RefSeq and is a predicted model, not a curated record.